Messenger RNA from Pezoporus occidentalis (night parrot), 1489 nucleotides. RefSeq names its product cell growth regulator with ring finger domain 1 (gene CGRRF1). Gene Ontology annotation, biological process: negative regulation of cell growth. The transcript has 6 exons. The record is from RefSeq and is a predicted model, not a curated record. The coding region runs from base 56 to 1042 and encodes 328 amino acids. Lineage: Eukaryota; Metazoa; Chordata; Aves; Psittaciformes; Psittacidae.
CUCCCGAGACGGAGAGGGCUGUUGUGAGGUGGGCGCGUCGGCCCGGUCUGUCCCCAUGGCCGCUGUGUUUCUUGUCACCCUCUACGAGUACUCGCCGCUCUUUUACAUCACCGUGGUGUUCGUCUGCUUCCUGGUCACCAGCGGCCUGGUGCUGGCAUGGUCUGGUUUGGGUGUUCCUGUUAUUCUGAGAAACUCAGAAGAAACAGAAUCCAGUGCAAGAAUGUUGAAAAAGCAGAUGAGACAAGUGAAGAAUCCUUUUGGGUUAGAAAUCCUUCAUCCUGCUACAGCUUCUGUAACAAAGGGUAUAAUACUGACACCAGACUGUCUGGAAGACUGUAUUCUUACAUGCUACUGGGGCUGCAGUGUUCAAAAACUCCACAAAGCAUUGCAGAAACAUGUCUACUGCUUCAGAAUAAAGACUCCUCAGGCAUUAGAGGAUGCUCUGUACAGCGAAUACCUCUAUCGACAACAGUACUUCAUUAAAAAAAAUGACAAGGAAGAAAAACAUUGUCAGUUACCAGAAGAUGCUCAAGUUGUUGAUUUUGGCCCAGUGCCCAGAUCUCGCUAUCCCUUGGUAGCAUUGCUGACGUUAGCAGAUGAAGAAGACAGAGAAAUAUAUGAUAUUAUCUCAAUGGUAGCUGUAAUUCACAUUCCUGAUGAGAGCUACAGACUUCCCUGCAGAAUACUGUAUCAGUAUCUGCUUCUAGCUCAAGGUCAAUACCAUGAGCUGAAGCAACUCUUCAUGUCUGCAAAUAGUACUGCAGCAUCUUCAAGUGACACAUCUCCCGGUGAGAGAAGCACUGACAGAAGCUUACUAGAAAGGGCUGGACUGGCUGAAGAUGAACCAGAAUUGCAUGAAGAAAACAGUAAAGACUGUGUUGUUUGCCAGAAUGGCACAGUGAACUGGGUACUCCUACCCUGCCGGCACACGUGCUUAUGUGAUGGCUGCAUCAAGUAUUUUCAGCAGUGUCCAAUGUGUAGGCAGUUUGUUCAAGAAUCUUUUCCACUUUGCAGUGAAACAGAGCAAGAUGAAGAUGAGUGAACCCAUAGCUUGCAAGAUGUUCUCUUAGAAGAGUUUUUUAAUAUGGAGAAAAAUAGAACUGGGUUGUAUGCACCAAGAUUAAAUGUAGAAAACAGACUGUUUAUGGGAGGUUACGUAGCAUUAACUCAUAUGGUUUUGCUUUUUGUUGUUAGGUAAUUCUCAGUGUCCUUAUUUUUCUUUUCUUCAUAUGCUCACAGGAACACUGUGCUUAUCCAUGCAGUGUGGACGAGAGAAGUGUGUGGGGUAUCUUUGAAGAAUGUGAUUUCAGUUAUAACUUCUUACUAGUUUUUCAUGGAGCAGUAUUGGAGGCUGUUUUGAUUACUAAAUCUAGUGCAUCUACUAAAAAAAGAACAAAACUUGCAAGUGCAGUUGCACACAGCUCAUUCUAUAUUUAUUGUAUUUAAAAUACUAGAUUGAUAUAUCAUUUUAGCUGAGUAUAAUUUAGAA